This is a messenger RNA of Sorghum bicolor (sorghum), 1893 nucleotides long. Its product is annotated as monosaccharide-sensing protein 1. The record is from RefSeq and is a predicted model, not a curated record. Gene Ontology annotation, molecular function: myo-inositol:proton symporter activity. NCBI's taxonomy places the organism in Eukaryota, Viridiplantae, Streptophyta, Magnoliopsida, Poales, Poaceae. Gene Ontology annotation, cellular component: membrane. Gene Ontology annotation, biological process: transmembrane transport.
AUGCGUGGCGCGGUGCUGGUGGCCAUCGCCGCGGCGAUCGGCAACCUGCUGCAGGGAUGGGACAACGCCACCAUCGCGGGCGCCGUCCUCUACAUCAAGCACGACUUCCACCUCGAGUCCCAGCCCGCCGUCGAGGGCCUCCUCGUCGCCACCUCCCUCAUCGGCGCCACCCUCAUCACCACCUUCUCCGGGCCCGUCGCUGCUCCGACGCCGUCGGCCGCCGCCCUAUGCUCAUCGCUGCUCUACUUCCUUGCGGGCCUCCUCAUGCUCUGGUCCCCCGGCGUGCACGUCCUCCUCCUCGCGCGCCUCGUCGACGGCUUCGCCAUCGGCCUCGCCGUCACGCUCGUCCCCGUCUACAUCUCCGAGACGGCGCCGCCAGAGAUCCGCGGCCUCCUCAACACGCUCCCGCAGUUCACGGGAUCCGGCGGCAUGUUCCUCGCCUACUGCAUGGUCUUCUCCAUGACGCUGGCGCCGCACCCGGACUGGCGCCUCAUGCUGGGAGUGCUCUCACUCCUCUCCCUCCUCUACCUGUGCAUGCUCACCGUCUGCUACCUCCGGGAGUCGCCGCGCUGGCUCGUCAGCAAGGGCAGGAUGAAGGAGGCCAGGGCAGUGCUCCGGAUGCUCAGGGGACGGGACGACGUCGCGGGGGAGAUGGCGCUCCUCGUCGAAGGCCUGGGAACCGUCGGAGACACGGCCAUCGAGGAGUACAUCGUCGGGCCCCCGGGCCCCGCCGCCGACGCGACAGUCUUGUACGGGCCCGAGCGCGGCUGCAUGUCGUGGGUGGCGCAGCCGCUGCUGCUCGGCGCGCAGGGAAGCAUGCUGGGCAGCGCCAUCGGCCAGGGCAGCAUGCUCGACCACCUCAAGGACCCCGUCGUUGCGCUCCUCGGCAGCAUGCUCUUCUCCAACCUCGGCAGCAUGCUCAGUUCCAAGCUGGCGCCCCUGGACUGGGACGAGGAGAUCGCCGGCCGGCUCAUGACGGGAGAAGGCGACACGGCCACCACCAUGGGCAUCGGCGGCGGCUGGCAGCUGGCGUGGAAGUGCACGGACGGGCCGGAGGGCGGCGUGAAGAGGAUGUACCUUCACGAGGAGGCGGGCGGCGUGCACGCGGCGGCGCUGUACCUGCACGCCGCCAAGCAACACGGGGACGGGGAUGUACACGGACCGGCGUUCGUGCACGGGGCGCGGUGGCGCGAGCUCCUGGAGCCUGGGUGCGGCGUCACCAUGCAGGUGCUGCAGCAGUUCUCGGGCAUCAACGGCGUGCUCUACUACACGCCGCAGAUCCUGGACCAGGCCGGCGUCAGCGUGCUGCUGGCGAGCCUGGGGCUGAGCGCCGACUCCACGUCCAUCCUCAUCAGCAGGGCCACGGCCCUGCUCAUCAGCGGGCUCACCACGCUGUUGAUGCUGCCCACCAUCGGCGUGGCGAUGCGGCUGAUGGACGCGUCGGGGCGGCGGAGCCUGCUACUGUGGACGAUCCCGGUGCUGAUCGCGUCGCUAGUGGUGGCAAGCGUGGUGCCCAUGGCGGCGGCGGCGCACGCGGCGGUGGCCACGGGGAGCGUCAUGGUGUACCUGUGCUGCUUCGUCAUGGGGUUCGGGCCCAUCCCCAACAUCCUGUGCGCCGAGAUCUUCCCGACGCGGGUGCGGGAGCUCUGCAUCGCCAUCUGCUCGCUCGCCUUCUGGCUCGGCGACAUCGCCGUCACCUACAGCCUGCCGCCGGUGAUGCUCACAUCGGUGGGGCUCACGGUCACGGGGGUGUUCGGCUUCUACGCCGUCGUGUGCUGCCUGGCCGUGCCGGAGACCAAGGGCCUGCCCCUCGAGGUCAUCAUCGAGUUCUUUAACGUUGGAGCCAGAGGGCUGCCAGCCAUGGCGGCCGAUGCAGAGCAGGAUCACCAUUGA